Messenger RNA from Bradysia coprophila, 6981 nucleotides. RefSeq names its product Endoribonuclease Dcr-1 (gene Dcr-1). The record is from RefSeq and is a predicted model, not a curated record. Gene Ontology annotation, molecular function: ribonuclease III activity; RNA binding; protein binding. NCBI's taxonomy places the organism in Eukaryota, Metazoa, Arthropoda, Insecta, Diptera, Sciaridae. Gene Ontology annotation, cellular component: nucleus; cytoplasm; RISC-loading complex. Gene Ontology annotation, biological process: siRNA processing; apoptotic DNA fragmentation; pre-miRNA processing.
GACAUUUACACUCUCAUUUGGUAAACAAAUUUAAUCGGAGGAUACUUUAUCGUUUAGUUAAACGUGCCGAUGGUAUUGUUAAUCGGAUUUUUGCUCAUAUUUUGUCAGUAACCGACCUUUCAGUGUUUCACGAAUGGUCUGACCGUAAAUUAAUAAAUGUACAAAAUCAUGCAAUAGAUCCGAUCAAUUGAAUCGGCCAAUGCUACAGUGGUACAAACUCGUCUUACCAAAUAAUAUCAAUCAAAAUGUCGAUGUCCCAUCACUGGUCCGACAAUGUACAUACAACGGCCUUUACACCUCGUGACUAUCAGGUGGAAUUGGCUGCUGCAGCCAAAGAGAAAAACAUAAUCAUCUGUCUCGGUCACAAUUCGUCGAAAGAAUUCAUUGCACUGAAAUUACUGCAUGAGAAAGCAUACGAGCUACGUCGGAAAACGAACAAGAAAACCUCACUGUUCAUCAGCUAUGACGGAGAGUCCACGUAUAAUCUGUUGUUCCAUCUGACCGAUUUGAAAGUGUUGAAUGUAAAUAAAAGCAGCCGGCAGGAUGUCGACUGGGAGAAGAUCAAUGAGUAUCAUGUACUCAUUAUGAAUCCGGACGAUUGCCUGAACGCACUGAUAUGUUCGUACAUCCAAUUCGAGGACAUCAAUUUCAUGAUCAUCGAAAACUGCCAUAAACGUUUGGGAAAGGAUGAACUGCACGAAAUCUUCACUUACUAUUCGGAUAGUGCCGUUAAGCCGAAAGUUUUAGCCCUAGCUGGUCCACUACACAGUCCAGGAUGUCAGCCGGCACAUCUCAGUGGUGAAUUGGAAUAUUUGGAAAAGUUUCUGCAAUGCAAGUCGGAGUCGGCUAGUGAUAUCGUAACGGUAUUACGGUACUGUUCCAAACCAAUUGAGUUAGUCUUACAAUACGCACCGCCGACCGAAUGUAAAUUAACGGAAUUACUUCGGGAGCUGAUUUUAACGCGAAAAACCUUUCUCAAACAACACCGAUUCGAUCCGACGGAAAUCUAUCGCGAUCAGUUCCAAGACGAGAUCAAAGGUAUUCCCGAUCCGAAAAUCGAACCGCUCGAAUUUCUCGAUGAAUAUCUACAGGUACUGGACGAAUUGGGUCCUUGGUGUGCGGACAGAGCUGCUGCGAAUUUGAUUAGUCGCAUUGAAAAACGUAAAGUGAAAACUCCGUACGAGAGGCAUUUUCUGUUGUUGGGUAUGGUUUCGACAACGUUCAUUCAGAUACGAGGAUAUUGUGAGUCGGUGUUUCGGAAAUUUGAAAGUGAAAAGGAAAAGAUCGAAACGUAUUCCAGUCCCAAGGUUUUGAAACUUUUCGAGAUCAUGCGCUCGUUUAAACCGGAAGCCAAGGCUGCGAUUACAAAUCAACAGAAGGAAGUGGAUGCAUUGAAUCAGCUGGACUUUGCUAAAACGGAAAAGGUCAUUGAAGACCUGCAGGAAACGGUACAAAAUAUGCGUGUUCCCGAAGCAGAGGAAAUCAAAAGCGGUCUGACUUCUUACAUCAAAGGAACAUCUAAUCCACCGACUUCGAAGCCUCUACCGUCACCUCAAAAAUCUCGCCCUAAAUAUCGACAAAAUCCUCGACCACGGCAACGUCAAUAUUGGCACGAUCCAGAUGCGCUGUGUGGUUUGCUCUUUUGCAAUUCCAAAUUGCUAGCAAAAAUUCUCUUCAAUUUACUGUGCGAAAUGUCUAAACACGAUCCGAGCCUGGAUUUUCUCUGCGUUCAAUUUACCGUUGAUCGAAUCGCUGAUCCCAUUACCGAAACAAAGGAAGCCGAACUGGAGCAUCGCAAACAGGAAGAAGUUCUGAAACGGUUCCGAAUGCACGAAUGCAAUUUUCUCAUUGGCACGUCGGUGCUGGAAGAGGGAAUCGAUUUGCCGAAAUGUAAUUUGGUUAUCCGAUGGGAUCCACCGACUACGUAUCGAAGCUAUGUACAGUGUAAGGGUAAGGCUGCGUCCAACGCAUAUCACAUCAUUAUGGUUGGACCGACAUUUAACCGGGACGGUGACGAAUCGUUGGAAACUAUUUCGACUGUGAGUCAUCGAAUUGUUUGUCGACCGAGUGAAAAUUUGCUGGAGGUUUUCAAAAGGAGUAGCGAUUCUGAGGACGAAAACGGUAAAGAGGACGGUAAUGAUAGUGAGACUACUGAGGGCGACACUGUCGAAACGACCAGUUGUGACACUAAAACAACGAACGAGAGUGUUUUCUCUGAAAUUUCGAAUUUAUACAAGAAAUACAGGUGCGUCGACGAUUCCGAUGAGACCGUAGAGGAAAAUGAUUACGAUGAACAUUACAAAACCAAAUUGCUCAACAUGAGAAGCCGUACCUACGAAAUAAUCGAGAAGUUAGCACAGUACAUGGAAAUCGAAAAGAUGCUGAUCAAGAAUUGCGAAAACCGUGAACCACGUGACGAUGAUUUCGACAUCGCCGAUCAAUUUAAUUGUUGCAUUCAAUCGUAUCGACCGAUCCAUGACGAUCCGACUAGUGCCUCCGUAAAUUUAUCAACGGCCAUUGCGCUGGUUAAUAAAUAUUGUGCCAAAUUGCCCAGCGAUACAUUCACCAAAUUGACGCCAUUGUGGCGCUGUGCAAAAACUAACCGAAACGGUAUCGAAAUGUUCCAAUACACAAUACGGCUUCCAAUCAAUUCGCCCAUAAAACAGGAUAUUUUGGUGAGUAGCCCUCUUCAUCUUUGUCCGCUUUUAUGCCAUCCACUGCCUUUACAUCUGCCGCUCUCUACAAGUCAUCCAGUGAAGUUGUCCCACUCUCCAAUCCCCGCAUAUUUUCAGGGUCUUCCAAUGCCGUCACGAGUGUUGGCCAGACGUAUAGCUGCAUUGAUAACGUGUCGCCUGUUACAUCAGUCCGGUGAGUUGGACGACAAUUUGCAGCCCAUUGGAAAAGAAGGAUUUCUGGCGUCAGAACCUGACUGGGAAAACUUUGAAUUGGCCAAAACGGAUGAAGACAUUUUACAUGAAAACACCGAGCCACGGCCGGGCACAACCAAGAGACGGCAAUAUUACUAUAAAAGGAUUGCGUCUGUGUUUUCGGAUUGCCGUCCCAAGGUCGGGAAACUGGCGUAUUUGUACCACAUAAAAAUGACGCUUCAAUGCCCUAUACCAGAAGAGCAAAAUACCCGUGGCCGAAGAAUCUACCCACCAGAAGAAUCGGUUCAGGGCUUUGGCGUGUUGACCUUAAAAGAAAUACCAAAAAUUAGUUCGUUUCCCAUAUUCACACGGUCGGGUGAAGUAAAAGUGUCGUUGGAGUUGGCAAAAACAAAUGUCGAACUAACCGACGAGCAACUCAGUCGCAUCAACAUUUUCAUAAAUUAUACCUUCACCCAUGUGCUACGACUGCAGAAAUACCUGAUGCUGUUCGACGCCGAAGCGGUUGACAACAGUUUCUACAUAGUUCCUACAAUAACCCAGAACAACGAUGUGAACGUUGACUGGCAGUUCCUUAAUUUAAUUUCGAAUAAUUUCAACAAAAUGCCCGAAUCCAUUUCCGAUGACAUCCGUCAGACCCAGGAAUUCGAUGCGAAUAAAUUUCGAGACGCUGUCGUCAUGCCAUGGUAUCGCAACCAAGAUCAACCACAAUAUUUCUAUGUGGCCGAAAUUUGCUAUCACCUGUCGCCGCAAAGUUCGUUCCCCGGUGAAUGUUACAAGACAUUCCAGGAGUACUAUUUUCGGAAGUACGACAUAACUAUUCAGAAUGCCAAGCAACCGUUACUCGACGUCGAUCACACCAGUGCACGGUUGAACUUUCUGACUCCGAGAUAUGUUAACCGGAAAGGAGUCGCACUGCCAACCAGUUCCGAAGAAACGAAACGUGCGAAAAGGGAAAAUUUGGAGCAGAAGCAAAUUCUGGUUCCCGAACUAUGUACAAUUCAUCCAUUUCCGGCGUCGUUAUGGCGUGCAGCCGUUUGUUUGCCGUGCAUUUUGUAUCGCAUCAAUGCUCUGCUAUUAGCGGACGAGAUUCGUCGACAAGUGUCGGUGGAUUUGGGAUUGGGAAUGAAAAUGCUGAUGGAAGAUUCUUUCGAAUGGCCCAUGUUGGACUUUGGUUGGAGUCUGGCGGAAGUUUUGAAGAAGUCGUACGAGGCUAAAAUGGCUGCACAGACGGCGAAAAUGGCGAUUGAUAAAGGACAUGAGGAACCCGUGGUUGCUGUGAAUGGGGACAGUGUAGAGGAACCAGCUAGCAAAACGGCAAACGAUAUUCUGGAAGAAGCCGAUGAAAAGUUGAAGUCAGAAAACGUUUUGGAAAUUGGUACAUGGUCUAACGAAAUGGCUGCCAAUAUCAGCAACGAUGGAUUGACAAGUGACGAUGAAUGGACUGGGAAUUUUCCGCCAAACAUUGAUCUCUGUUCGUCGAACAAAACGAACAUCCGUUACGGUUCACCAACGUCCUGGAGCCCCGGCACCACAAACAUCAUCGACAAUUAUUAUCAUUCAGAUUCGGAAUGUCUGUCCGACGAAGAUUACGACAUUUUGAGUGAGAAAAGUGAUGAAGAUGAUCUGAAAAUCGAUUUCAAGUCGGAAAAUCUGGCGGAAGCCAUUGAAUCGGAAGAGGAAAUUCAGAAGCGUCAGCGUCAAUUGGAGAUCAUCAACAUAUACAAUGCGAACGAAAAGUCGUAUCAAAAUUCUAAAAACAUUGGCAGCGGCUUCGAUCUGUUCGUUGAUGACGCGGAAUUCGUUGCGAACAUUCAAAACUAUGAAAAAUGUUACAACGAAUCGAUCGACAGUUUUCAACAGAAGAUUCGGACAUCGGGAAUGCUCGUCAAAUUCGACAAGACGCUAGAGAUCGAUAAUAAGCGAACAAAGUUGAAGAAAACCCAGGAAGACGUUGACUUCAGCAAAUUGGUCGAAUUGGUUCCGUUUAUGGAACCGGGCUGGCUAAAGAAUCACCGAAAGCUAAGGGAAAAAUGCGAAAACGAUCCAAUGUCCUUGGACGAACUGUACGAUCUGCACAGAAUUUACUUCGAGAACAAUGGUUCCGAAACGUAUGAGAUCGAAGGUACUGGCGACAUAUUCGAUCGGUUCAAUGAUUUCAAUUGCCUGAAAAUCCAAGGAGAACGGAAGAUUCUUUCGCUGGACUAUCACGAGUAUUUCAAAUGCAAAGCGUUGCAACGAAAGCGAAACACACUCGGAUCGGCCACGCCACCGCCAUCACCGUUACACGCUGUCAGUAAGGAUGAAUUCAGUUUCGAUCGUCAGCCCAAUUUGAAUGGACAUCCCGGUCCUAGUCCUAGCAUUAUAUUGCAGGCGUUGACAAUGUCGAAUGCCAACGACGGCAUCAAUUUGGAACGUCUUGAAACGAUCGGAGAUUCGUUUCUCAAGUAUGCCAUCACCACAUAUCUGUACUGCACAUACGAGAAUGUUCAUGAAGGCAAACUCAGUCAUUUGCGAUCGAAACAAGUGUCCAAUCUGAAUUUGUACCGUUUGGGACGUAGAAAAAUGUUUGGCGAGAGUAUGAUAGCAACCAAAUUUGAACCGCACGAUAAUUGGCUGCCACCGUGCUACUAUGUACCGAAGGAAUUGGAGAAGGCGUUGAUUGAGGCUAAAAUUCCGGCAUGCCAUUGGAAUUUGGCCGAUUUACCAAACAUUAAAGAGUUGAACAGCGAAGAGAUCUGUAAACUAGUCAAACAAAAGGCCGAAGCACUCGGUCUUCUAGAUGAUACAAGUGAUACGGAAAUGGAUGAAACACCGUCGCAACCGAUGCAAUCAAACAUUAUGGACAAUUUCCCAUGUUUCAUUCCCUAUAAUCUUGUGACACAGCACAGCAUUCCCGACAAGUCUGUGGCCGAUUGUGUCGAAGCUUUAAUCGGAGCAUAUCUUAUCGAAUGUGGACUACGUGGUGCGCUGCUAUUUAUGGCAUGGCUUGGCAUACGCGUUCUACCUUCCUAUGAAGUUGAAUACGACCAAAUGAAUGAACGAAUUUGUGGCAGCACCGAACCAUUUGAGAGAGAUGGCGUUAAAUAUCAAACUUGUUAUGGCCACUGGACGGCACCGAAAUCACCGUUACUAAUGCAUUCGCCCAAUCCACACGAGACCUUAGAACAACUAUUGGAUGGCUAUUGUGUUUUCGAAGACAUUAUCGGCUAUCAUUUCCAAGAUCGCUCAUAUCUGUUGCAGGCCAUGACUCAUGCCUCGUACACACCGAAUCGACUUACUGAUUGUUACCAGAGGUUGGAGUUUCUGGGCGAUGCUGUACUGGAUUACUUAAUUACGCGACACUUGUAUGAAGAUCCUCGUCAACAUUCCCCCGGAGCUCUUACCGAUUUGCGAUCGGCACUAGUGAACAAUACGAUAUUUGCUUCGUUGGCUGUACGGCAUGGGUUCCACAAAUAUUUCAAACAUUUGUCGCCUGGUUUGAAUGAUGUCAUCGAUCGGUUUGUACGUAUUCAACAUGAAAACGGUCACAGCAUUAGCGAAGAGUUUUACCUGAUAUCCGAAGAGGAAUGUGAUGAAGCUGAAGAUGUUGAGGUGCCAAAAGCGUUGGGCGAUGUUUUUGAAUCGGUGGCUGGUGCUAUUUUCCUCGAUUCAAACAUGUCGUUGGACACAGUUUGGAUGGUUUACAGUAACAUGAUGAGGCCGGAAAUCGACCAGUUCAGCAAUUCUGUGCCAAAAUCACCAAUUCGUGAAUUGUUGGAAUUGGAGCCGGAAACAGCGAAAUUCAGUAAACCUGAGAAGCUAGCCGACGGUCGGCGAGUUCGUGUAACUGUGGAGGUAUUUGGAAAGGGAACAUAUCGUGGCAUUGGUCGAAACUAUCGUAUCGCCAAGUGUACAGCGGCCAAAUGCGCUCUGCGACAACUGAAGAAAAAUGGUUUGAUUUCGAAGAAACAUUGAACAUUAUGGACCGAUAGUGUUAGUGUAGCUAGUGAAAUGAACUUACAUCCAAUUAUACACUCGUGCAGUAUUAUUGUAAGGAUUUUGUUUAAAAUUUUAUAUUUAAUUUUUGUAAUAAAUGCAAUCAAUUGAACUGAAA